Otolemur garnettii (small-eared galago) is the source of this 1158-nucleotide messenger RNA. RefSeq names its product ceramide synthase 3 (gene CERS3). Gene Ontology annotation, cellular component: membrane. The record is from RefSeq and is a predicted model, not a curated record. NCBI's taxonomy places the organism in Eukaryota, Metazoa, Chordata, Mammalia, Primates, Galagidae. Gene Ontology annotation, molecular function: sphingosine N-acyltransferase activity; DNA binding. The transcript has 10 exons. Bases 1 to 1158 code for a protein of 385 amino acids. Gene Ontology annotation, biological process: ceramide biosynthetic process.
AUGUUCCAGACAUUUAAAGAAUGGUUCUGGUUGGAAAGAUUCUGGCUUCCUCCAACAAUAAAAUGGUCAGAUCUUGAAGAUCAUGAUGGACUUGUCUUUGUAAAGCCUUCGCAUUUAUACAUAACAAUUCCAUAUGCUUUUCUCUUGCUGAUUAUCAGACAUUUAUUUGAAAAAUUUAUUGCUUUACCUCUAGCAAAAACAUUCGGCAUUAAAAGUACAGGGCAAAAGAUCAUACCAAAUACCGUCUUAGAGAAUUUUUUCAAACAUUCCACAAGGCGACCAUCUCAAACUGAUAUUUAUGGAUUGGCAAAGAAGUGUAACCUGACAGAGCGCCAGGUUGAAAGAUGGUUCAGGAGUCGGCAGAAUCAACAGAGGCCUUGCAGGCUAAAGAAAUUCCAGGAAGCUUGCUGGCGAUUUACAUUUUAUUUAAUGAUGACUGUUGCUGGAAUUGCAUUUCUUUAUGAUAAACCUUGGGUAUAUGACCUAUGGGAGGUUUGGAAUGGAUAUCCAAAACAGCCCCUGCUGCCAUCCCAGUACUGGUACUACAUCUUAGAAAUGAGUUUUUAUUGGUCUCUGUUGUUCAGUCUUGGCUCUGAUGCCAAGAGGAAGGAUUUUCUAGCUCAUGUCAUCCACCACCUGGCUGCUAUUAGUUUGAUGAGCUUCUCUUGGUGUGCUAAUUAUAUUCGCAGUGGGACCCUUGUGAUGGUUGUACACGAUGUGGCUGACAUUUGGCUGGAGUCUGCUAAGAUGUUUUCUUAUGCCGGAUGGAGGCAAACUUGCAACGCCCUGUUUUUCAUCUUCUCCGUCUUAUUUUUCAUCAGCCGCCUCAUUAUUUUUCCCUUCUGGAUUUUGUACUGCACGCUCAUCCUGCCUUUGCAUUACCUCGAGCCUUUCUUUUCAUACAUCUUCCUCAACCUGCAACUCAUGAUCUUACAGAUCCUUCAUCUUUACUGGGGUUAUUUCAUCGUGAAGAUGCUCAAAAGAUGUAUAUUCACACAGGAAAUCCAAGAUGUGAGAAGUGAUGGCGAGGAUGAGUAUGAAGAUGAUGAAGAAGAGGAAGAGGAAGAAGAGGCUACCAAAAGCAAAGAGACAGACUGUUUGAAGAACGGCUUGGGGGCUGACAGGCACCUCAUUCCCAAUGGUCAACAUGGUCGUUAG